Molecule: messenger RNA, 1230 nt
Organism: Brassica napus (rape)
Lineage: Eukaryota; Viridiplantae; Streptophyta; Magnoliopsida; Brassicales; Brassicaceae
Exons: 2
Coding region: 1-1230 (409 amino acids)
Source: RefSeq, a predicted model, not a curated record
AUGGUUUGUGAGGACUUUGGAACCGAUGUAAACUUGGUCAAUAUCAAGAUGAGUUACUUACCUUCCGAUUUGGUGAUUGGCCUCGACUCACCCACUGUUUUCAUCACCAAUGAUCGGCAACUCAAAAACUUUCUUACAUAUGUGAAGACCAAAGCUUCAACGCGGUUAUGUGUGUGUAUUCGAUCUAAGGUCGGAUUUAACUUGAAUGAAGAGCCUGCUGAGUCGCCUAACAGAGAGGAAGUGGGUAUGUCGUGUGAAGUUUCAGAUGAUAUUGAUGGUGAAGCCGAGCUUGAAGCAGAAGAUGCGAAGAUAGAUGAAAGUGAUGAUGAAAGCAAGUGUGAGAAAGAUAUGAUCAACGGAAGGUCUGUCCGUUUUUCUCUGGUUGAUGUUGUGAAGAAGGGUCAACAUUUUACUAGCAAAACAGCUUUGCAGACAACAAUGGAAAUAUGCGAAAUGAAACAUAAUUUCGACUACACAGUUGGCAAAACGGAUGAUGAUUACCGCUGGCGUGUUCGCGCAGAGGGAUUAACAGGUUCUUCAUAUUUUAUCAUCAAAAAGUAUGUACCUGAUCAUUCAUGUGCUCCAUCAUCAAGGAACCACUCUGUUCGGACAGCUUCAUCAAAAACAGUUGGUAGUCUUAUUAUGCAUAAGUACGAAAGUGUCAAGGAAGGGCCGAAACCUAAUGAUAUCAUCCAGUUUAUGCGUAAUGAUCAUGGAGUUGAGAUAUCCUACUCUUUAGCUUGGGAGGCACGUGAGUAUGCAGUAAAUGUUGUGAAAGGCAUUCCAGAGAAGGGUUAUGAAAAAGUUCCCAAAUACUUGCACAUGAUGAAGGAAGCUAAUCCAGGAUCACACACAUUUUAUGAAACUGAUAGCACUGGGAGAUUCAGAUUCCUCUUCAUCUCAUAUGGUCAGUCUAUUUGCGGUUUUUAUGCUGGUCUUCGGAAAGUCAUUGUUCUGGAUGGAACUUUUUUGAAGAGCAAAUACAAAGGAGUAUUACUGGUUGCUACUGCUUUGGAUGGAAACUCGAACCUAUAUCCUAUUGCAUUUGGAGUUGUCGACUCAGAGAAUAACCGCUCGUGGGAAUGGAAUACUUCACUUGCUAAAGUUCUUGCAAAAGUGUAUCCACAUUCUCAUCAUGGAAUUUGCAUUCACCACUUGCUGAACAAUGUUGUUACAUAUUUUAAGGGUAAAGGUGUCGCUGGUUUGGUUGCAAAGGCUUCUAAAGCUUAA